GCUCUAUAACCACAUGCCCUUUUGCGAAAAUUCGAUCGCCGUGGGCCAAUUCUCCAUUCCCCCAGAUGCAGGAUGGGCCAGAUGCAUCCCCAUCUGAGCGUAGCCCCAAACAGGCCUAGCCCCAUCUGGAGCUGACUAACCCCCUGACUACUCUGUCACGAAUCCAGGUUCGCUGGUCCGUGCGCCCCAACUUCACGCGUUGUCUGUUUUUCGCACGCCUGCGCAGAGCCGCCGGCCGACGUCACGCCUCCUCCUGAUGCUGCCAACAUCCAUCAACCACCCGCCAACGAGGCUUCCGUUCGACUCCUAACUUGGCCAGCCCCGAGAAAAAGCUCGUCCAACGUCUGUACCGGCUUCCAGAUGCCUGGAGUCCCCGCCAACCCCCGGACCGAGCUCGCGCGCCACCUCUCCCUGACGCGGUGAUUCAACCCGACCCCCCUGCGCCAGCGAGCCCCCGAUCUGCUACAAACAUUGAUAUCUGUCCCUUUUGCAAUGGCUCCCACAUCGCCUACUCCUCGUCGACCUCUUGCGGCUAGGCGCCGUGGGCGUCCCCCCGGUACAACCAACGCGGCGCGCGCCGCGAGACAACAGGCUGCGAUGGCCGCUGGCGUCGCAUCCGAACCGCCGCCAAAGAAGCGGCGAUAUAUCCCAGGCGGUCCCGGCGGUGGUGGCCGUUUCAUCGAAUCCGAUCUUCUCGAUACUCCCAGUGCCGCCGGCCCAUCAACCGUUUCAAGAUCACGAAACGCCGCCCGGGAGGUCCUCAACGGAGCCUCCCCGUCCCUGAUGCCUCGGCGAGAGAGAAGCGCCCGAACGCGAGCGACCACUACCGACGACGAUCUCGAAGAAAUGCACUGGGGAUCUGCGGCAGCCAUGGCGGCUUCGGUGAAGCAGGCCGAAGAUUACAAACCCCGCGAGGAGCGCAGCUGGGAAGACUUCCACCCAAACCUUGAUAUUGAAGGGGCCUUCAUCGUCUUGCGUUCCGAGGAUGUCGAUGGCAUACCCCAGGAGGCCCCCGACACUCCAAUUGCCCAGACAACGGGCACGCCGAUGAAUAGCUCCUCCACCCCUUCAAGGCAGCCCAACCCCGCAUCUACCGGAAAUACCCCGAACCCGCAGGGUCACGCGGAGUCCAACUCUUUAGAUAACCCCAACGGCACUCCAUCACGGCGCACUCGGCGGCCGACUAGAGAUGUUGUUAGCUUCUAUAACAGCAGCAGCCGACCAAUAGACUUCACCACAACCCCCAAGACCCCCAAGAUCCUGCCCAUACAGAACCAAACGCCGAAGGAGAAACUGGACUUGAAACUACCAUCCUAUCGAAAGACGAACCGGAUUGAGCUCUUUGAGAGCAAAACAUUUGGACAGGCCCGUUAUGUUGACAAGGCGAUGAGUAAUGUCGGUUAUCAAGAGAGCGACCACUUCAUUCGUCCAGAUCAGACCCUUAUCAAGGCCUCGGAUGGGAACGCUGAAGAUGAUGCAGAUCAGUCCGAAGCUGCAAAUUCUGAAGAGCACAUUCCUUCCACACGAAUUGGUCGUGUCGAGUAUGACAUGGACGAGCAGGACGAUAUGUGGCUCGAGCAAUACAACAUGCAGCGCAAGCAACAUGAGCUGGAAGAAAUUACCCGCGAGGUAUUUGAGAUCACCAUGACCAAGAUCGAAAAGGAAUGGCAUGCUCUGGAAAAGAGGAUCCCUAAGCCUAAUCCAAAACCUCCUCAAACACACCGUCCGCGGUCCAGUUCCGCUGCUGCCGUUAAUGGUGAGCCGCAGUUGGGAGAAGAGCCGGAUUCGAAGUGCGCUAUUUGCGAUGACGGAGACUGCGAAAACACCAACGCCAUCGUCUUCUGCGAUGGGUGUAACCUGGCCGUUCAUCAGGAAUGCUAUGGUGUCCCCUUUAUCCCCGAGGGUCAGUGGCUCUGUCGAAAGUGCCAGCUUUGUGGCCGUGGAGUUCCGACUUGCAUCUUCUGCCCCAACACUGAUGGCGCAUUCAAGCAAACCAACUCUUCCAAGUGGGCUCACCUGCUCUGCGCGAUGUGGAUUCCUGAGGUGUCGCUUGGCAACCACACAUUCAUGGAACCUGUCAUGGAUGUGGAAAAGGUCCCUAAGAAUCGUUGGAAAUUAACUUGCUACAUCUGCCGACAGAGAAUGGGAGCUUGCAUACAGUGCAGCAACAAGAACUGUUACCAGGCCUUCCAUGUGACGUGCGCCAGAAGAUCUCGGCUUUUCCUCAAGAUGAAGACGAGCCAGGGUGCACUGGCCGUAUUGGAUGGCGGCAUGGUUCUCAAGGCCUUCUGCGACAGGCACUGCCCCGUUGAUUAUGCACAUGAGAACGGAGUUCAUCAAGCCACAAGGACAGCAAAGAAGUUCUACAAGAGAACCAUGAGGGGUCGCAUCUGGGCUGACAACCACGCCAUGGCCAAUGCCAUUGCUGCACAGCACCGCAACGCCAUCACGGAUCAUCCUCCCGAUGAGUCCCAAAUGACUGGUGCCAAGAAUUCCGCCGUGCUGGGUGGUGACAAGAAGAAGGGCCAGGCCCCGAAAAACCUUUGGAAGCUGCCAUCCGGUGCUCCCAUCAUCCCUCAAGCAGUGUUUGAGAUUGUUGAGGCAUCUAUCCAGCGAUUCCCCUUCCGCAAGCGAAAGGACUAUCUCAGUGAAGCCUGCCGUUACUGGACAUUGAAGCGAGAAGCCCGGCGAGGUGCUGCACUAUUGAAGCGCCUCCAGCUCCAAAUGGAGUCGUUCUCAUCUAUGGAAUUGACGAGGCGUGAUUUCGCUGCCAUGGGUCCAAGCGGAAAGGCUAGACUAGCCAGACGCAUCCAGUUCGCCCAGAACCUGAUCCGAGAUCUUGAACAGCUCAAGACCCUCUCGGAUGAACUCGUCGAACGGGAGCAGCUGAAAGUGGAAGCUGGUGAGCUCGAACAAGACUUUGUCGACGAGUGCUACUUCCCAGUAGCGAAGCUACUCUCCCCCGGAAUCGAGAGAGCAAUAUCGCUGGAUAAGAACGUCUUCAUGGACGGACUGGAAAUGCUACAAGAGCGCGUAGAAACUCGAUUUUACGUGACGGGGCUUUCAUUUGCAGCAGAUCUCUGCGAGAUUAUCAGCACGGGCAUUAGCACUCCUCCUAGGAGCGCCAGCGAGCCAUCUGAAUCGCACUUCGAGCCGAUUGAUGCUUCCCCGACAAAGAACACGUUUUCAGAUAUUCGAGAACGCCGUAAGCUGGGUAAACGCAUUUUGAAAGCGGUUCAGCCGUAUCUGGAGACGGCUCUGCGUGUCGAGUCAGAGAUAUCUCAGAAGCCCUUUGAGACUCUCCAGAAAGAGUUGGAGACGAUGGUGGACAAUAGCGUCGAGACUGGACGGCCAGCUGCUGCCCCGAACCGCGAAGAACCAAUUGAGGAGGCCGAUGAUACCAUCAUGGUGGAUGCCCCGCAGGCGUUGCAGAUCACCGUCAAGGGAUCACUCCCAGAGGAAGAAGACGCAAUGGAUACAGGCGAGGAUGGCGACGAAGAUGGUGGAAACAUCGAAGUCAAUACCUCUGGCCUGGGAAUCAUUGACGAAGAGGAUAGCAAGGUGGAGCUCCACAAUGGCAUCAAAUCCUCUGAUACGCCCCCGGACACAGAUGGAUAUGUCUCCAGGCCUCGACCAGUACAGUCCGGCCCCCCAACACCUCCGCAGUCUAACGGGAGCCUUGGCCUAGACCCAGCGGACCCUCUUACCGAAGGAGGAGUGCUCUGGUACCUCAAGGGUCACGAGCCACGAGGGACGUCGGUUCUUGGCGAGCACUGGGCUGGAAGAGAUGCCGUAAGGAUGCUCAGUGAGGAUCUGACAGACAUGGAUGAUGAAGAGUUGAAGGGCUUGGGGAUGGACGUGGACCACGGGGUUUCGUCCGUCGCAGUGGAGGUAAAUGGCCACGUGGAUGCAGAGACUACAGCUGCGAAGAGCAAGGCCAGCAAGGUGAAGAAGCGGAGGACUUCGACACGAAGGCGGUGAGCGAAUAUGGUGGGCUACGACGAAGAGGGUGUACCACUACGGGGCUAAGGAUCGUUUGCGGGGGGGUUGCUCUUUUUUUUCCCAAGGGGAUUUUUUUCUUUUGGAAUGAUACAGGUCAUAUACAUGUGCACCAUUCAGCUUGGCGUUGAAGGCAAGAUGGGGAUACUCAUAUUUUAAUUAUGUGGAACAGAGGGCGUCGAGGAGGUUAGGUGGAGAGGGAUGGGAUGGAUGUAGGGACAAGACGAAAUGAGAUAAAUGUAUGAACUCUUCGAAGCAUUGCAAGCAAGUAUCCAUAUAAUGAACCCGUG
Ilyonectria robusta is the source of this 4289-nucleotide messenger RNA. RefSeq names its product PHD-zinc-finger like domain-containing protein. The transcript is spliced from 3 exons. Bases 493 to 3981 code for a protein of 1162 amino acids. The record is from RefSeq and is a predicted model, not a curated record. NCBI's taxonomy places the organism in Eukaryota, Fungi, Ascomycota, Sordariomycetes, Hypocreales, Nectriaceae. Gene Ontology annotation, biological process: regulation of transcription by RNA polymerase II.